ACCAAGGUAACUAGUAGCCAUAACUAGCUUCACAGAGGUACCGUAUAUGAUUCUGUUGUUUUGUGAGUCCAUUUUAUAUUCAACGUUAGAAAGAAACUUCAUACAGGUUAUUUGAAAUGGCGAAACGGAAAGAAGUUAUAUUGCAGGAAAUAUUGAACACACCUCAACUAUGGGAAGACGCAAUGACCAAAGAGAAUCUUUAUGUUGUGGAUGUUCAUCAAAAAUGGUGUGGACCAUGCAAAGCAAUCAUAGGAAUGUUAAAAAGAAUCAAAAAUGAAAUGGGUGAUGAUCAUUUAAAAUUUGCAACAGCAGAGGCAGAUUCUAUUCCUGCAUUGGAAUCAUACAGAGGGAAGUGUGAGCCUAUGUUUUUAUUCUAUGGACAUGGUCAAUUGGUUGGUUAUGUCAGAGGGUGUAAUGCGCCUUUACUGCAAGAAACUAUUGUUGAAACAUUGAAACUGGAACAUAAAGUAUUAGAAGGGCAGGCUGAGAGAAAAGUUAUCAAGGAUAUUCAUGAACCAGAAGAAGUUGAAAAUGAAGAGGAUAAAGAGAGUGAAGAGGAAGGAGAAGUUGUCGUUCGAAAGCAGAUCACAGUUGCUCUUAUCAAGCCUGAUGUCGUAGCAAAUGGACAAGUUGAUGAAAUAAUAGAAAAGAUCAAUUUAGCUGGUAUAGAAGUUUUAGCAAAUGAAGAAAAAGUAAUGACAGAAGAUGAAGCGAAAGCAUUCUAUCAAAAUAAGGCUGACGAGGAAUAUUUCGAUGACUUGAUAUCCUAUGUAGUUAGUGGGCCGUGUCGUGUUCUUGUCUUAACAAAGAGUGGAUCAGGAGAGGGAGUGGUCGAACAAUGGAGGGAUAUUAUUGGACCGUUUGAUGCUGCAGUUGCAAAAGAGGAAAAUCCAGACAGUCUUCGAGCAAUUUAUGGCACUGAUGCAAAAGCAAAUGCUUUGCACGGUUCUAGUUCACAAGAAGAAGCUGCUAGAGAACUUGGAUUUUUCUUCCCUGACUUUGAACCACCGACUUAUCGUGCUGCAUCCGCUGCUCCAAGCGCAAGAAGCAAAGCAUCUGCACGUAGCAGAAAAUCAUCACGAGGAAGAAAGCAGUUACAGAGAACGCUGGCAAUCAUAAGACCUGAUGCAUUGAAGAAACAUAAAGAUGCAAUUAUGGAGAAGAUUAAAGAAGCAGGAUUCGAAAUAUCAAUGCUGAAAGAAAUGCAACUUACAGAAGAACAGGCCAAAGCUUUUUAUAAAGAUCAUGAAGAUAAAGAUUAUUUUGAGGGUCUUGUACAGCAGAUGACAAGUGGUCCAGUACUCGCACUCUGUCUUGCUCACUCAGAUGCUAUUAGUAAAUGGAGAGAUAUGCUUGGUCCAAAGAUAGUCGAAGAAGCCAUUGAACAACAACCUGAUAGCUUGAGAGCACAGUUCCAUGUGGAAGAAGCGCCAGUGAAUAUGUUGCAUGGUAGUGACAGUAUAGAAACAGCAGAAGACGAGUUGAAAAAUAUAUUCAAUGUUCAACAAACUCUUGCAGUAAUUAAACCUGAUGCCAUGGAUAAAAGAGAUGCCAUAAUGGAGAAAUUGAAGGAAGCUGGAUUCAUGAUUUCAUGCCAAAAAGACAUGAAUUUGUCAAAAGAGAUUGCAAACGAAAUAUAUAAAUCAAAAGAAGGAGCAGAGUUUUAUGAUGGGUUAAUUGACCAUAUGACUAGCGGUCCAACAUUGAUGAUGGUAUUGUCCGCGGAAGAUGCUGUAACUAAAUUACGAAAUAUGAUGGGACCAGCAGAUCCUGAUCAAGCUAAGGAAACAGCUCCAGAAUCGUUGCGGGCUUUAUUUGCAAAAUCCAUCAUGGAAAAUGCAAUUCAUUCACCAUCGACACAAGAAAGUGCAAGCGAGCGAAUCAAAUUCAUCUUCGGGGAUAUGGAAUUCAACUGGGAUGGUACAGUGAAAGAGGGUGAAAGUGUUAUUGUGGAGGGUGAUGAAAGUGUGACAGAGGAUGGUAUGACUUCUCCUGAACCAACUGAGGAAACAGCUGAAAAAGAGGAAACCGCUGAUCAACCAGAUAAAGAAGAUGCUGAAAAUAAACCAGAAGGAGAAACUGAAACUAAACCUGCUGAAGAAGCCCCUAAUCCUGCUGAAGCUACAGAAGAGACAGCUGAGCCAGCUGGUGAUGCUGAGCCAACUGAUGAUAAUACAGGGGAAGAGGGUGAUGACGGCGAGUCAGGUUUAGAUAGUGACAGGAAAGAUAGUUCUAGUCCCCAACCCUCCAUUAAGGAGGGAGAUAAAGCAGAUGCUCCAACAUCGGAAAAUACUGCAGAGGAAAAAAAUGAUCAAUCUGAUGUCCCUGCCACAAAUAAUGAUGAAACUGAAACCCCUAAAUCAGGCCGGGAGUCUAGAGCUGAUUCUGAAAUCGGGGCCGCGGCAGCUGACCCUCAAGCACUGAUAUGCCAAUAGAGGGGUCAAGGCCUGGGUCCUCAAAAAGUGUAUCAUCCACAAGUAGAGAGGAUUCAAAACCAGGUUCUCGACCUAAUAGUAAAUCUUCCAAUAGAAGCUCGACUCAAGGCUCUGCCAAGCAUGAGAGCGAUGUGGGAGCUCAAAACAAUGAAGUGGGGGGAAGUCCCAAACCAUCCCCAAGUGGUAGUAAAGCAUCAAGUCGGAGAUCGAGUAAAGAUCUCACAAAACCGGAGGGGGGUCCUGCAGUAGAGGCUGUCAAGAGUUCAUUAGAACAGACUAGAAAGGAAACUGACAAUGUUUCACAAAAAGACAUGUAGAUACUUUUUGUGUAUAUUUUUUUAACUUUCAUUAAAAAUUUGCACUUCGAAGAUAGUAUUUGUUGAAUGUUUUCUGUGCCAUAGAAGUAGAGUGUUUACAUUCUGCUUUCAGCAUUUGUGAAACUUGGCCAAAUAUUAGCAUUACUGAUUGACUUAGAAUAUAUCAUAUGAAAUGCUCAGAUACAAUUCCUAUGUUGUUUGUACAAUAGAGAUGGAAUUAUGUUUUAAUUUUAAGAAUUCAGUAUUUUGAUGAUCAUGUAAUAAUU
This is a messenger RNA of Styela clava, 3018 nucleotides long. The record is from RefSeq and is a predicted model, not a curated record. Lineage: Eukaryota; Metazoa; Chordata; Ascidiacea; Stolidobranchia; Styelidae.